AAGAUGAAACUAACUGAAAGGAGUCAUGUUUUUCCCACAUGACAGUUUAUUGUCAUUAUUACUAUCUAUCUGGCCAUCCACAAUCACAACUCAGGAUUUCUGCCCCACUGAAGCGUCCGCAUCGUUUUCGUGAUGUUGUCAGGUAACCCACCUAUGAUUUGAGAUUGACUACUUUGUUUCCCUCUAUAAUCUCCCACUCUCUAUGUACAUGGCGUGCAAAUUUCAACUGUUUUUUAAAAUCAAUAGUCCUAUUUUAACCAUUUAUUAAUCAAAUAACAAAAUGCAGGUUUAUUAUUUCUCCCCAGUGGGCCAAGUUGUUUACCGGGUCAAAUUGUUUAGUCAUGAUCUCUUUAGAUUACGUGUAUAGGAGGAUUAUGUGUGUGUGGGAUUAUUCACGAGGAGGGUGGAAAUGACUUUAGGCUCUGCCUCCAACGAUGAGUUUUUACAUUUUAAACCUGUGCUUUCACGUUACAACAAUAUUCUACAUCGAUAGUUCUGUUGGAAACCAGAGUGGACAACCGGUUCAUACUUGCGCCCAUCUCUUGUCCACUCAGGUAGGAUUGGAUUUGAGAACAACCUCAUCCUUCAACCUCAACAAGAAUGGCCGUCGAACUCGUCAAAAUAGGAAUUUCAUUGAAAAUGCUACCAAAUAACAGUGCUGUGUACUUCAAAUCGGACGGAGCGAGAUUUGGUCAAACCAGGACGAUUAAAUUGCUAACGGGGUCAAAGUACAAGAUUGAAGUGGUUGUCAAACCUGGGUCUGUGGAGGCAACCACCAUGAGUGUAGGUGGAGUCACAUUCCCUUUGGAGCAGCAGUCUAGAGACCCCCAGUGUGUGGUCUACACCGGCGUCUACGACACAGAGGGCGUGACACACACCAAGAGCGGAGACAGACAAGCUGUACAGAUCAGCAUACAGUUCCCAGAGGUGGGCUCUUUUGAAGUGGUGUGGCAGGUGAAGUACUACAACUACAACAAGAGGGACCACUGCCAGGGUGGCAACAGUUUCAACAGCAUCGAGUACGAGUGCAAGCCCAACGAUACGCGAAGCCUGAUGUGGGUCAACAAGGAGCUGUUUAUCUGACGGACCAACCAAAACAACACAGGCAGCAUCGGGGUUGUGUUCGUUAGGCACAAAACGGAAGAUAACGGUGAAACUGUUACUACCUGUAAUUAGCCAACAGAAAUGCCUGUUUUUGAUUUCCGUUGCAAAAAUGUUUUCCUACGGUGUGGCCUAACGAACACGACCCAGAUGAACAUGACAUGAGAGCUGAAUGACAAUCAGCUGUUGGAUAGUGAUAGACAGUGUGUUUCAGAUCCAGCCAGCAUGGAAGCCCUCAUAGCAUAACAAUGCUGUUGUUAAAUAACUAAAGAUGUAUAAUUUGCUGUAUGUUGGUGUGUGUUAUAGCUAUGCAUAUUUAUGUUAGUGGUGUGUGUGUGUGUGUCCCGUGUGGCUCAGUUGGUAGAGCAUGGUGUUUGCAACGCCAGGGUUGUGGGUUCGAUUCCCACGGGGGACCAGAACGAAGAAAAAUAAAAUGUAUGAAAUGUAUGCAUUCACUACUGUAAGUCGCUCUGGAUAAGAACGUCUGCUAAAUGACUAAAAUGUAAAAAUGUAAGUGUUUGUGUGUACACUAUCUAUGCAUAUAUAAGAAUGCAGUAUGUUAAUAUGUACUCUGUAUGUUUACAGUUAGAAGAUUUUACAAAAUAUUUGGACAUACAUUUUUCUUAUUUUAUAAUUGUGCUGAUUUUGACUAAUCAGAAUGUCAUAUUUCUGCUGCUCCUUCUACUUAUGUUUCUUAUUUCAUUCUUAAAAUAUUUUUGAGAACUAAAUAUGCUAAGCUUUAUAUUAGUUGGGAAAACUAUAAUUUACUAUGAGAUAUGUAGCGAAAAAGCAGCAAAAUGUAAAUGAUCAGAGCAUUUCACAAAAAUGUACCUACGAACUUUUAAAACAUUGUGAUUACUGGAUAUGUUUAAAAACAAAAUGUUUACGGUAGCUUUAACCAUUUGUGAAGGUAUUUGAAUAGUAAAUAUGUUUGGGAUGA
Molecule: messenger RNA, 2041 nt
Organism: Salmo salar (Atlantic salmon)
Lineage: Eukaryota; Metazoa; Chordata; Actinopteri; Salmoniformes; Salmonidae
Product: CB1 cannabinoid receptor-interacting protein 1
Biological process (GO): negative regulation of signaling receptor activity
Cellular component (GO): plasma membrane
Molecular function (GO): type 1 cannabinoid receptor binding
Source: RefSeq, a predicted model, not a curated record